CGUGCGGCGAAAAGAUCGCAGCGUGCCGGGCUCCAUACCCAUACGAACGACACACGCCGUUCAUUUGUUUUUGUCGGCGACGCGCUGACAUCGAGCACGCGCCGGACGAUGACGAUGAUUGACGGGCAGCCGGGUUUCUGAUCGGACAGUAGACGCGGUUAUAAUUUUCGGCCGUCCGCGAUGGACGGGCAAGAGGCGAAAUUCAGCGAGAUUUCGGAAAAUAUCACGGGUGACGGUGACGCCGCCAACGUGACGAUCGACUCGUUUUAUUUUUACGAGGUGGAGCAAUUCACGGUGCUAUGGAUACUGUUCGUAGUGAUCGUCGCGGGCAACAUGGGCGUACUCUACACCCUCCUGUUCGGCAGGUCCAGGAAAAGCCGGAUGAACUAUUUCAUCACCCAUUUGGCUUUCGCGGAUUUGUCCGUCGGACUUAUAAGCGUCCUAACCGACAUCAUAUGGAGGAUUACGGUUAGCUGGAACGCCGGCAACGUCGCCUGCAAAAUCAUUCGAUUCCUGCAGGUGUUGGUGACUUACGGCUCGACUUACGUGCUGGUGGCGCUGAGCAUAGACCGAUACGAUGCAAUCACGCAUCCGAUGAAGUUCUCCGGAAGCUGGAAGAGGGCGAAGUGCUUGAUAAUUGCCGCGUGGCUGUUUAGCGUCCUGUUCUCCAUACCCAUACUGAUUUUGUACGAGGAGAAGUCAAUACAAAACCAACUCCAGUGCUGGAUCGAGUUCCAACACCAGUGGCAAUGGAAGAUAUACAUGGUGCUGGUUUCGGUCACGCUGUUCAUCGUGCCGGCCCUGAUAAUCACCACGUGCUACGCGGUGAUCAUAGUGACCAUUUGGGCCAAAGGGGCGCCCAGCUUUGCGAGAAACAGGCGCAACGACCACGACCGUCCAGGUUCCGACAAUUCGCGACGGGCAUCUUCGAGAGGACUGAUCCCUAGGGCCAAGGUCAAGACCGUCAAAAUCACCUUCGUCAUUGUCACAGUAUUUAUUCUGUGCUGGAGUCCGUAUAUAAUAUUCGACCUGCUACAAGUCUACGGUCAUAUACCGAGGACCCAGACGAACAUAGCGGUGGCCACCUUCGUGCAGAGUCUGGCUCCUCUGAACUCAGCAGCCAACCCCAUUAUCUAUUGCAUCUUCUCUACGCACUUUUGCAAAAUGAUCGGCCUGCUGCCGCCGUUCAAAUGGUUCUGCGGCAGGAAAAAACGGCGGUCAGGCGAUUCGGCUACGACGACGACGACCACCACGACCCAGACGAGCGGCCUGCUCUCCGAGUUUGUCUCCCAGAAACGCAGGUCCGAGUUGAUGACGACCGGAACGAAAGCUCACACAGUAUUAAUCCACGCCAAAAAUUAAAUGUUAGAUGUUCUCCAGUAAGAGUACAUGUUUUGGAUGUCUUUUACCUGCCCUCCUCAGAUCUGUAGGAUGUUGUGCCGCCUCCCACGAAACUGCCCCCUCCCUUCCAGGAAACGAGUAAUAAACGCGCAAAAAGACUGACAAAUUAACGAAAUAAAAAAACGAGUCAAAUAAUGUGUACACAAAUUAUUUACAUGCAAAACGAAAUAGACUGUGUUAGUUUUAUUUUAAUACGUUGUCGUAAGUGUUUUUUAAUAUUAUACAAUUCGAUGUAAAGUUAAAGAACGGCGGAAAUACAAGUCGUUUAAAGAAAAUGGCACCCGUGUUUCAUUCCCCGUCGAUGACAUCACUCGCGCCCCAAGAGUUCGUGGUAUUUUAACUGGCAAAUUAAAGGUUGGAUUAUCCGCCA
Messenger RNA from Cylas formicarius (sweet potato weevil), 1771 nucleotides. It is a transcript of the gene Ccapr1, whose product is annotated as cardioacceleratory peptide receptor-like. Bases 181 to 1362 code for a protein of 393 amino acids. Lineage: Eukaryota; Metazoa; Arthropoda; Insecta; Coleoptera; Brentidae. Gene Ontology annotation, cellular component: membrane. The record is from RefSeq and is a predicted model, not a curated record. Gene Ontology annotation, molecular function: vasopressin receptor activity. Gene Ontology annotation, biological process: G protein-coupled receptor signaling pathway. The transcript has 9 exons.